Osmerus eperlanus (European smelt) is the source of this 2638-nucleotide messenger RNA. It is a transcript of the gene eipr1, whose product is annotated as EARP complex and GARP complex interacting protein 1. The record is from RefSeq and is a predicted model, not a curated record. Gene Ontology annotation, biological process: protein ubiquitination. NCBI's taxonomy places the organism in Eukaryota, Metazoa, Chordata, Actinopteri, Osmeriformes, Osmeridae. The transcript is spliced from 9 exons. Gene Ontology annotation, molecular function: protein binding. Bases 215 to 1378 code for a protein of 387 amino acids.
UACGCCUUUUCUACCGUAAGAAUCUCCGUUGUCACGAUAACGUUACGAACUUUAUGUACGCUGUGGGAGUACCGAUUGCAGAACAAGUCUUACAACAACAGUCAGCUGUGUGAUGGAGAAAUCGUAGGCAACUCAGGUUGCGCCUCAAAUGUAAUAUUUUUGUUUCAUACUUUUUUACCAUUGUGCGUACGUUCUUUAUUAGACGUGGUGGGACAUGGAGGACGAUGCACCUGUCAUUUAUGGCCUCGAAUUUCAGGCUCGUGCACUCACUGCACAGACCGCAGAAACGGAUGCCAUCCGCUUCCUUGUCGGCACACAGUCCCUGAAAUUUGACAAUCAGAUCCACAUCAUUGACUUUGAUGAUGAGAAUAACAUCAUUAAUAAGAACGUCCUGCUGCAUCAGGCUGGGGAGAUAUGGCACAUCAGUGCCAGUCCAGCUGAUAAAGGCCUCCUUACCACCUGCUACAACAAAACCAGUGACAGUCGCGUGGUGACGUGCGGCGCGGUGUGGCGGAUGCCACCUGAGUGGGAGUCAGGCAGCCACGAGUCCCCCGACGACUCCUCCCACAACCCCCAGACGCUGGAGCUCCUCUGUCACCUUGACAACAGCGCCCACGGCAACGCCGCCUGUGUCAUCUGGGAGCCUAUGGGAGACGGCAAGCGUGUGAUCUCUCUGGCUGAUAACCACGCUCUGCUGUGGGACCUUCAGGAGAGUUCCACCCAGGCCACGAUGUCCAGCAGUGCCACCCUAGAGGGCAAAGGUCAGCUCAAGUUCACCUCUGGGAAGUGGAGCCCACAUCACAACUGCACUCAACUGGCCACCGCUAACGACACGGCCAUACGGGGCUGGGACCUGCGCACCAUGAGUCAGAUCUACUGUAUAGAGAGUGCCCAUGGCCAGCUGGUGCGGGACCUGGACUUCAAUCCAAACAAGCAGUACUACCUGGCCAGCUGCGGGGAUGACUGCAAGGUCAAGUUCUGGGACGUGAGGAAUAUCAACGAGCCCGUGAAGAGCCUCGAGGAGCACUCGCACUGGGUGUGGAGCGUCCGCUACAAUCACUCCCACGACCAGCUGGUGCUGACAGGCAGCAGUGACAGCAGGGUGAUCCUGUCCAACAUGGUGUCCAUCUCCUCCGAACCCUUCGGACACCUGGUCGACGAUGACGAGCUGAGCGACGGGGAGGACAACCAGCAGGAGGAGAAGAGCAAGGAGCCCCUGCAGGACAGCAUCAUCUCCACCUACGAGGAGCACGAGGACAGCGUGUACGCGGUGGAGUGGUCCUCGGCUGACCCCUGGCUCUUCGCUUCUCUCAGCUACGACGGCAGGCUGGUCAUCAACAGGGUGCCCCGUGCCCUCAAGUACCGCAUCCUGCUGUAGACGUCCGGGGGGGGGGUGGAUGGAGGGUUGAUGAGAAGGGUGGAUGAAGAGGAAGAUCGAAGCUAGGAAAGGAUAGGGGGAGAGAGAGAGAGAGAGAGGGGGGAGGGGGAGCAAAAAUUGGAAGGAGGAAUACGUCUGAGGAAAGCAGGUGAGAGAGAAAAGGGGUUCAGAUUUAGACAACGGGUUGGCUUGGGGUCGGAGUGAGCGGGGCAGGCAGAUGAAGAUCACCGGGACUCCGGCCCAAAGAACAUUGCCUGACUCGCUGACUGACGAGAAAUACAUAAACAAGCAUGCAUGCAAAUCCAUGACGACAGACACAAAGAGAGCCUCAGCUAGGAGACGGAGAAGACCAGAUAGGAUGGACGCUGCGUACCAAGACAACCGUAACACUACCAAUUACCAUUGUUCUUUAUUGCCAAGACAGGCGACAAAGGCAUGGCUGACUGCAGCUUGCAGCACACACACACACACAUACUCGCACAGCCAACACUGUCUUAGCUCCCUACAGCAGUGCGUUCCGUAUCUUGUGCGCUUCCAGACACCAACCAUAACACCGAGACCUCCUGAGCCCCGCUGGACAUGACUCAGCACCUCCCGCGUCUACACCGCCUGCAUGCACACUAGGACUUCCUCUCUCUCUCUCUCUCUCUCUCUCCCCGUUUCUCUUCCUCUCUCCGUCGUCUCCCUAAACAGCCUCCUGCGUUCUCUUCCUCCCUGGACCGCUAAAAGCUAACCUCUGACACGAGACAUUCCAUUUGCCUUCAGGUACCAGUCUGUGUGUGUGUGUGUGUGUAUGUGUGCUGGAUGAAAUGCAACACUCCCUGUACAUCUUUGUUCGGGCAGAGUCAAAACGUGAUUUUCUUUUUUUUUUUACUGUAAUGGGUUUGUUAUUGGCUGUGAAGUGAUGUAUGUUUAUACAGUAGGCCUCACCCUGGGGGGAAACUGGAUAGCAGUUAGCUGAACUUUCCCUUUUUUCCUCUUAGCUUGUUCUUGUCGUUCCUUUCUCCCUUCCUUGUUCCUCUUCUCUCCCUGGUCUCUCCACCUUCUACUUUUACUCCUCUGCCCUUCUUGUUUUCGGUUCCCAUCUUCGAAGGCCUGGGUUGGUUCCGUGUCAUUGGACCUCGUGUUGGCCCUUGUAUUGCUAAAUGUACAAAAUGUUAACCUCUGGGGUCAAGAAGAAUUCUUAUAUCCAAAUGAAGUGUACAUUACUACAGUGGCCUUGUAAUCUGUCCCAGAAUACAAUUGAUGAUCCUAACCUUG